This is a messenger RNA of Phycodurus eques (leafy seadragon), 12553 nucleotides long. It is a transcript of the gene tmem91, whose product is annotated as transmembrane protein 91. The transcript is spliced from 5 exons. The coding region runs from base 2161 to 2874 and encodes 237 amino acids. Gene Ontology annotation, cellular component: membrane; intracellular membrane-bounded organelle. Lineage: Eukaryota; Metazoa; Chordata; Actinopteri; Syngnathiformes; Syngnathidae. The record is from RefSeq and is a predicted model, not a curated record.
CUGUCAGGAGAGAGGAACGCCAUGCUCCCUCCAUUGAGGAGGAGCCAGGAGGAGAGGAGGGGGAUGACGGGAAAGAAGACGACGCGCGGGGGGGGGGGAAGGGAGUCCGAUGCAGCACUGACGUCCUACCGUGCGCACCAGCGUGGAUGCAAAACAAUUCGGGACGAGCGGCCGAUUGUCUCCUUCGAUGGCUGAGGAUUCAUCGAGAGGACAGACAAGCCGAAACUCCAACCUGAAGCACUUCCUGAUUUUAUUCGAGGACAUCUGGAACACAUCAAGCUGAACUAAACCUCGUCUUCCUCCUCCUCUUCCUCGUGGCAGCCUGGAUAAAGAGCCUGGCGCUCCCCAUUUGUCCCGACUUAAACCUUGUGAAGUUGGACCGGCCACAUUAAAGGAGGAGCUCAGGCUGGCAGCAAAGCCAGCGUACUGUAAAUCAACACGGCGGCUCUUUGAUUUCUUCAUCAUGACGCAGUGCAGUGGUUGACGCUGCUUGCCGGCGGGCUGGCUGACCUGCCGACGCGCACCGGAGGAUUCUAUUUCUGGAGCCUCAUUGCUUUUUCAGAUUAACUGGCCUCGAAUAUGGCCCCAAUCUGCCCAUGGCGCCACUAGUUUGACUGAUGCUUGGGCAUAAUCAACACGCACCCAUUAUCAGUGCAGCCAUCUGAAAAACACACCAUCAAUCCACCCAUUUUCUUCUGAUCAUUCUGUUCAGGGUCACAAGAAAGCAGGAGUCUCUCCCAGCUGACUUUGGGCAUAAGGCAGAUGACAACGAACCAAGAAUACCAUCAUUCCUCUUAUUUCCAAACAGAACCUUACUUCCAAUUAUUGACAAGAAGGUUUGAUGUGAUGUUUGACCCUGGAUUGGUCACUGCUCAAUAACAGGUUUCAUAGAGAUAAAGACACAAAAAACCUGAGCAUUUCAAUCAAGACUCCUCCUUAGUGCUAUCCAUUCGUUGACAGUCAUUCCUCAACCGUCAUUUACACCCAGAUCCUUUUUUAUGAUCCUUGACGGGAAUGAUUGAUGUGAAAUUCCUAAAUGCUGCAUUGGUCGCCAGUCAGUCGCAGAACAGAUAGAGACAGACAACAAACCCGGAUCUUGAAAUCAUGAACGCUUAUCCGUCACUUUAGUCUUCAGCUCUCAUUAGCAUCCAGAACUAUUUUUCUAACACUGGACUGGAAGGAUUGGUACUUUACGAUCAUGGAAGUUUUACGAUCAUUCCACAGCUGUCACUUCCAUCUUUAACUUUUUUCCUAAUCUUUGACAGGAUGGAUUUAUGAGAUUAUCACACAUCCUGUAUGGGUCACCAGUCACCACCAGUCUUUUACAUUAGUUUCUGGUCAUUGCACAACUGUUUCCACACCAGAACCUUUUUUAGAAUCCCUGAUGGGAAGCAUAUAUGUAUAAAUCCUACACCCUGGACUGGUCACCAGUCAAUCGCAGGGCACAAAGAGACAGACAAACAAAUCUGAGCAUCGAAAUCAAGUCAGCUCUUAUCUGUUAGUUUCUGAUUCCCAAAGUCUAAUUUACACCCAAAACUGUUAAUUCCACCCAGAACUUUUUUCUAAUCCUUGACAGGAAGGAUUAAUGAUAUAAUCCUAGACCCCAGAAUGGUCGCCAGGCAGCGUCUGAUGACAAAGCUCUACUUUUGAAAUCACUACAGCUUUCUUCAACUGCCAUUUCCACCAAGAACUUUUCUAACCCUCUGCAAUCGCAGGCCACAUGUGAAGUGAUAGAAAGACAGCCAUCCACAGCAACUGAGUGGGAAGCAAUCCCACACGGACUAGACUACCAGUGACCUGGGAACAAUUAUCAAAUUUUUGCUCCGUUAGGAUUGGAUUGUUCCGGGAGUUCCUGAAAGGGCUUUUCAUUGGUUAUCCAUUAACAAAAAGGAGAGUUAAACUAGAAAAUCAAACACUUGAAGAUCAGAGGCUUUGGGAUUCUUGAGCCAUAAUCUGCAGGGGACGAGGGAUGUAACGUGUGUCAUUGUCUUCGGCAGCUGAGCUUUUACCAAGAGAGAAAUCAUAGAAUUGGAUUAAAGAUGGAUUAUCGCUGAAACACUAGCAGCCGGCAAAGCAUUUAAUCCCAUUGUGCACUCCUCGGGGAAGCCAUUACAAUUUUGUAGAUUACAUUUUGUGUGUGGAUGCAAGACAAAGCCAGUGAUGGAGAACCGCGAUGAGCUGGAGCACCCUCUACUGGGGCGAAGCCCGGAGCCGCCAUCAGGACCGACUCCCGUGGGAGUCUUCAAAGGAAUGCUGGUCAAGUGUGAGGAGGACAUGGCCUACCCUCCCCUGGCAUGGAGGGGCUACUGCGGACACCCUCCGGAUGUUCAGCAGCCACAUCAGCUUCUGGAUCCGUGUUCCUUGCCUCGCACCUUUGAGUCCUUCUACCCAGUUGCUCCCAUCUGGAGCCACGGCGAAUCGCUGCUCGGCAAGGACUACCUGGAGACCACCUUUGUAGACAUCGGCCCCGGAUCCACGCUGGAGCGUAAACUUCUAUCUGAGGCGCACGGUGACUUUUACAGCGCCUCUUACAGCAUGGACGACGAAGACGACCUGCUCCCUGACUCGGACGAUUCAUCCAUGGAAGACUUCAGCGAUACCGACAGCGAGAGCAACUUCCCCCUGAUGAUCCCUCAGGACUACCUGGGCCUCGCCUUCUUCUCCAUGCUCUGCUGCUUCUGGCCCCUGGGCAUUGCCGCCUUCUACCUCUCGCAGAAGACCAACAAAGCUUCGGCUGAGGGCGACCUCCAGGGGGCCAAUGCGGCGUCCCGCCAGGCCCUGUGGCUCUCUGUGCUCUCCAUCAUGUUCGGGAUCGUCACCUAUAUAUGCGCCAUCGCCGCUCUCAUUUCCUACCUGUCUGCCAAGCCGCCAUAAACAUUGAUUUAUUUGUUUUUUUUUAAAAGGCGUGAACACUCUCAUGGAGCAAAACCAAAAAAAUUAUCUUGUGCACACGCCACCAACGGGUACUUGUAAAAUAAUCACAUUUUAGCGCAUUGGCUCUUCACACUUCAACCAUAGGAAAUUGACCUUUAGUUAAGACACACCCCCUUAAUUAUUGGCGUCACCAGACAGAAUGCCAAAUUCAAGCAGCAAGAUGGAGGACAACAAUAUUAAGCAGCGACGCUGUUCCUGUAAAGCUGGAUUGCCCUACUAUAGCCAUUCAAAAGCAAAAAGAAAUACAUCUUAUAGAAGCCUGUUAGCUUAGCCGGCUAGCCUCGACUUGAGAACCCCAUGGAAUUUUGGUCCAUACAAGUUUAUUGGGGCGGCACGGUGGACGACUGGUUAGCACAUCUGCCUCACAGUUCUGAGGGCGGGGAUUCAAAUCCCGGCCUCUCCUUUGUGGAGUUUGCAUGUUCUCCGCGUGGCUGCGUGGGUUUUCUUCUCUGGGUUACUCUGGUUUCCUCCCACAUCCCAACAGAUCCCAUCAUCCGAUUUUCAAAGCUGCUGGUGCGUUGCAGUUAAAGUUAAAGUGGCCAUUCCAAUCAGACUUUGCAUUUCGACAGACUGUCUGUCAUCUUUGGUAAAUCUCGUGAUCCUGCGACAUUGAAAAAGCAAAAAGCAACAGGCCCACACAAACGUUGCAACCAGGAACACAUGACGUAGCUAGCCUCUUUAUCUUAGCCGGUUAGCUCUCUAUUUACUAUUAGAAUCAUUCAAAAAGCAUAAAGGGAUAGGCCUUAUACAAACAUUGUAACCAAGAGCACAUAACGUACCUAGACUUGUUACCUUAUCAAUAAAAAGCGAAACGAAAUAUAGGCUUUAUACAAUGCCACCUGAAGCAUGUAAAUAGCCUCGUAAACGUUGCCAGCUAGCUCUCUAUUCAAUGUUACAAUCUUUCAAAAAGAAAUAAGACUAUAAAAAUGUUGCGACCACGAACACAUACAGUAGCUAUCCUUGUUAGUUUAGCUGGCUAGCUCUCCGUUUACUACUGUAUCACAAAAAGCAAUCGGCCACCACAAACUCUGAAACCUGGAGAACAUAUAGUAGCUGGCCUCGUUACUUUAGCCGGCUACUUUUACAAUGAUUCAUAAAGCAAAUCUGUUCUGUGCUGAUUAUCCAGCCUGUGUUAGGGGGUGUGUGGCUUAGCGAAAGUUCAAUUCUAAGCUAUUCUUUUAUGUAUUCUUAAUGGCAAUGCGCUUGAUUUAUCCACCUGCAGCUCCCCGCCGCCCUUUGGAUUCUCGUUAGCUGUACCAAAGUUAGAAGAGAAACACAGUGUAGAUACUGUAUCAUGCUCUCUGUUAAGAACAAGAGCAUGUAAGCGAACUUAAAAGACACGUGUGCGGAGAAGUGGAUCCUGGUGGACCUCGCCAUAGGCUGGUGAAGUUCUGAAACCACACCACAACUUGAUUGUUUAAAAAAAAAUCAUUAAAAGAAAACAUGAGGGAUGUUGGAAUACAGCGACCUGACAUAGGGCGUUCAGGGGAAAUUAAAUGUGACCACAAUAUAGAUAACAUGCACAAAAUGCUAAUUUGUGGAUGCGAAACAAGUAUAAUGUGAAUUUCAAACACUAAUUUAUGGGUUCAACGCUCAGUCCGGUAUAUGCGCACAUGACUUAGACUCGAGUCUUGAAUUUGAUGACUUUGGACACGACUUGACAAUAUGUUAAAAGGCUUGCAACUCGACUUGGACUUGAACAGCAAUGACUCGUGACUUAACUUAAACUUGAACCCACUAACUUGAAAAGACUUUCUACUUUGACCAGAGCACUGAGAAACUAAGACUUUGUAGCCUUCUCUUUCUAUAGCUAUAUGUGCAACUGCAGUUUUACUACAGGGAAAUAUAAUAAGCAACAACUUAACGUCUUCAUUAUUAUUUGUUAGGUCGAAGCAUUCCACACCCUAAUUGCUCAUGUGUAGUUACUUUUUGUUAGCCUUUAACACACACACACACAAGCUACAGUUAACACCUGUUGUGCACGGUUGGGGAGAAGGAUGGACCAUGUGGUCAUUCCUUCACACACUACCGAAUGGUUUCAUUAUUAAAAAAAAAAAAACAGGACAGUGCAACAAUAAAUGUGACAGUAAAAUAAGGUAUACAUUCCAAGAACCACUGUUAACAUACACAGAAGCGACGACAUUUAACGUAACAAUAAGGACGUCAAUUAUUGCAAAAGAAAAAAUGCAAAAUCCAGAUUGCAUUGUGGGAAUCGCGUGGCUUGACGUCACAUAUGCUUAUUUUCAUUAGCAUUAGCAGCUAGCUUUGUGAGCGAUCACACAGUUACAUAGAAGGCCUGCCGUGUGCUGUCUGGGAUUCCUGUACCUUACAGUCUAGUCAGUGUGGUGUUCUCAAGAAUCAGUCUUGUACUGUAUUUCUUUUUUAUUAACUUUAUUUACCAAUCGAUCAGCACGCAGCGAGCAUCUAUUCGACAUGAAACUACAUUCGCUGUGUCCUUUUCUUCGUCUCUUUUUGACGUAAUAUUUUUACAUAGUGCCCCCGAGUGUUCCGACUGAGAUACCACAGUUGGAUAAAAUUGCACCUUUACAAUAUGAAAAACUUGUGCUCCUCUUUUUUUUAAAUUAAUGCCUUAUGUUUUUGAUACAAUAAAUGCCAAGUUUAAACUGAAAUCUAUUUAAAAUUGUGUUUGAAAUUGCCUCACUAAAAAUGUGCUUAGACAAGAAAAUACAGUUGCCGGCGUUAUGCACAAUGUGAAUUAAAAAAAAAACUUGAUUAUCUCAAAGACGAAACCAAUUGGUCAUUCAUUAUUUAGUGAAAUGUCUCAUUUUCUCUGGUGUAUUCAUAAUUGCUCUUUAACCAAGCAAAAAAAUAUAUUUAUCCUUUAACUUGAUUAUUCCGAUAGAAUUGUCAGUAGAAUACUCGAUUACUAAUUGCAGCACUACUACAGCAGUGCUGCAAAUUCGUAUUUGUGACAGGUCUGUUGAAUGUCACUUCAGAAAUAAAGAGAAAAUGUGAGUCACAGCAUAGUAUUUUCAUAGAAUAACUGAAAACCUGCUGUUAAUCGGUUUUGAAGGGGCAAUAAACUAAGCCCCCCACCCCCCUUGACAAUUGGCUUUGAAGGUGCAAAAAUUUCGAUCAGCCCCUAAGUUUUCUUAUAAAGGUUCAAUGCACUUGUUUAUCAAAUUUGUUUUGAUAAAUAUGAUUUUUUAAAUAUAUUAAAUAUAUAAAUGCAGUAUAUCAUAUAUACAUAUUAAUUAAAUAUAUAUUAAAAUAUAUUUUAUUUCAGAAUCAGAAUCCUCUAUUUGCCAAGUAUGUCAAAAACACAAGGAAUUUGUCUCUGGUUCUUGGAGCCGCUCGAGUGCGACAAUGGACAGACAUUUUGACAAGAAAUACUUUUGAGACAUAAAAAACAUAAAAGCACACUACGGCGAGUCACUUAGCAUCUAGCAAUUUAAUGGCAAGAGGGAAGAAGCUGUUGUAAUGUCUGCUGCUUUUAGUUUGCAUUGAUCGGUAGCGCCUACCUAAGCGAAGAAGCUGGAAGAGGUGGUGACCAGGAUGUGGAGGGUCCAAGAGGAUUUUGCAUGCUCUUGUCUUAGUUCUGGCAGGGUGCAAGUCCUCAAGGGUAGGUAGGGAGUACCGACGAUUUUUCCGGCAGUCCUGAUUGUCCAUUGCAGUCGGAGUUUAUCUUUUUUUGUAGCAGCAACAAACCAGACUGUGAUGGAUGAACACAGGACUGAUUCGAUUACUACUGUGUAGAACUGCUUCAACAGCUCCUGUGGAAUUCCUUGCUUCCUCAGAAGCCGCAGGAAGUACAUUCUCUGCUGGGGCUUUUAAAGGGUGGAGUUGUUGUUGGUCUCUCACUUCAGGUCCUGAGAGACUGUAAUUCCCAGGAACUUGAAGGUUUCGACGGUUGACACAGCGCAGUUGGACAGCGUGAGGGGCAGCCGUGGCGAAGGAUGCCUCCUGAAGUCCACGAUCAUCUCUCCCGUCUUGAGCGUGUUCAGCUCCGGGUUGUGUCGGCUGCACCAAAGCUACAGCUGCUCCACUUACUGUCGAUACGCAGACUUGUCACUGUCUGUGAUGAGGCCGAUGAUUGUGGUUGAGGUGCAGUCUGUGUAGAAAGAGAAGAGCAGUGGAGAGAGGAUACAUCCUUGGGGGGCCACAGUGCUGAUGGUGCGUGUGGAGGAGGUGGGGUCCCCCAGCCUCCCCUGCCCGUCAGGAAGCUGUAAAUCCAUUGGCAGAUCUCAGGUGAGACGCUGAGCUGGAGACGCAUGGAGGAGAAGAGUUCGGGGAACACAGAGCUGAAGUCCACGAACAGGAUUCUCAAGUAAGUCCCCGUGCCGUCGAGGUGUUUUAGGAUGAAGUGCAGUCCUAUGUUGACUGCGUCAUUUACAGACCUGUUAGCUCGGUAGGCAAACUGCAGGGGGUCCAGCAAGGGACCUGUGACGAUCUUGAGAUGGUACAGCACGAGGACUUCAAAGGACUUCAUGACCACAGAUGUCAGGGCGACAGGCCUGCCGUCAUUCAGACCCGAAAUUGUAGGUUUCUUGGGGACUGGGAUGAUGGAGGAGUGUUUCAAAGAGGAUGGUACCAUGCACAGUUCCAGAGAUCUAUUGAAGAUCUGUGUGAAUACUGGAGCAAGCUGGCCCGCGCAGACUUUGAGGCAGGAUGGGGACACAAGGUCGGGGCCUGCCGCUUUGUUAAACUUUUGUUGUUUAAAGAUACUUCUCACAUCCUGUUCCUGGAUGUUCAACGCAGGAGGGGGAGUCAGAGGUGUGAUGGUGGUCGGUGGUGCAGCUGGGUGAAUGUGGGGUGUGAAAGUGUCCUUUUCAAGUCUGCAGUAGCAAAGCAAAAGCAAAGCAAAUUUAUUUAUGUAGUGUCUUUCAUACACAAGGUAACUCAAUGUGCUUUACAUGAUUAAAAGCAUUUAAAAACAAAGGGAAAAAUGAAAGUACAACAUACAGUGCAAGAAAUAUCAUUUAAUUGUGGAAAUGCUCUAAAAAGCAUGAGAAAAAAGAAGAGUUUUUAACCUGGACUUAAAAAGAUUCACACUUGGGGCUGAUGUUACUUCUGUUGGCAACUUAUUCCAUUUGUAUGCAGCAUAAUACCUACAUGCUGCUGCACCAUGUUUGCUUUGGACUCUGUGCUCCACUAUUUGACCUGAGUCUCUCGAUCUCAGAGCCCUACUGGGUUUAUAUUCCAUGAGCAUUUAUUUCAUGUAUUCAGGACCUAAACCAUUUAGUGAUUUAUAGACCAGUAGCAGAACUUUAAAAUCUAUUCUAAAGCUGACUGGAAGGCAGUGUAAAGACUUUAGAAUUGGAGUAAUAUACUCUGACCUCUUUGUUCUGGUCAGAACCUGAGCUGUAGCAUUCUGAAUGAGCUGCAGCUGUUUCAUGCUCUUUUUGGGGAGUCCAGUCAGAAGACCAUUACAAUAGUCAAGUCUACUUGAGAUAAAAGCAUGGAUGACCUUCUCCUGGUCUGCUUUGACACAUGCAAGCCUUCACUCUGGAUAUGUUAGCGUAGUGUAUCAGUGGUCUAGAAUGUUAUUUUCCCUGGUAGGACAUUCAAUGUGCUGCUUGUAUUUAGGGAGUUUGUGGUUGAGUUCACCUUUGUUAAAGUCCCCAAGAAUUAUGAGGGGUGAAUGUGGGUGUUUUUUUUUUCAAGUUUGUUUACUUGUUCAGCGAGUGUUAGCAGUGCGGAAUUCAUGUUAGGGGGAAUGUAGACACCCGCGACUAUGCAAGAAGUGAACUCACACGGCGAGUAGAAUGACUUACAGUUCAAAAACAGCGACUUCAAGUCCGGGCUGCAGUGUGUGCUGAGCUCCUUAACGUCGGUACACAAUUUUUCGUUGAUAUAAAAGCAUAUCCCGACGCUUUUUGUUUUCCCCGAUCACUCUGUGACAUGGUCUGUGACAUGGUUCAUAAAGCCAUCUGUCCGUGAAGCACAUGGCGUCAGACCGUCCAAAGUCUUUACUGGUCUUUGUGAGAAGAUGAACCGCAUCCAUUUUGUUGGGUAGGGAGCGUAGAUUCACGAGGUAAAUCGACGGGAGCGACAUUCGGAAUCCUUUCUUACGGCUCUUGACCUGGAUUCCGGCUCGUUUUCCCCUAUGUCGCCUUCGCCUCCAUGCUGCGUGGCUGCCGCUCCGGUAAGUAACUCAGAGGAAAAACUGAGCUGAUUUUGAAAGUUGGUGAAAGAAAGUCCGGGGUAGACUCCCUAAUGUUUAGCAAGUCUUCCCUUGUGUAAGUGAGUCGCAUAAUGUCUCCAAAUACGAACAAAAAAUACAAAAACGUAGACAAUAUUGGAGAGCACGUAACCGAAACUUCACAGAAACUGAUUUUGGAUGUGACACUGUCCAUAUAGUCAUUCAGGCUGUCAGUUGAAGUUUUAAAGACAUUCUAGUCUGUGCAGUCUAAACACGGUAUAUGUCAUUUAGUGUGGUGUAGCAGUGGUCUAGAAUGUUUUUUUCCCUGGUAGCACAGUCAAUGUGCUGCUUGUAUUUAGGGAGUUUGAGCUUAGCUUUGUUAAAGUCCCCAAGAAUUAUGAGGGGUGAAUUUGGGUGCUUUUUUUCCAAGGCCUCGAAACUCAAAAGUGUAGGACUUGGGACUUGACUCGGGACUCGAGGGCAAAGACUUAAGACUUACUUGCGACUUGCGAAGCAAUGACUUGGUCUCGCCUCUGCCACACAGCCACCAAAGAUGAUAAUGGACGGUGUUUGUACUUCGAUCAUGUUUACAAGUAUGAUAUCAUAUUUGUAUAAAUAAAUGAUAGACACGCAUUUAACUUUGUCCGAAGACACCAGCCAUAACAAAAACCACAAUUUCAGCAAGUUCGGCUUCACCUAAUCACAUAAUCAAACCUAGUUAUGAUCGUUAGCGAGGCAUACACAGGAAGUCAGUUACUUCGUGUUCCGCGUUGGUCACGUGAUGUUCUGCAUAUUGUGAAUUGAUCAUCUGGGUAAGCAAAUGGAGAGCACCUUUGCUAGAAACUACAAUAGGCCUACGCAAUGUCCUAAAGUCUUAUAUGAAAUUUUCCAUCUAUCAGUAAUGACAUUAUUUACAUUAUUUGUUUGUAUGUUGUUCAUACAACACCUAUUCCGUGGCCACAAAUUAGCACGUUUUACCUAUAUUGUGGUCACAAUCAAAAAAAUAAAUUAAAAAAACAUUUCCAUGUCAUGCCUGGGACUCCGUACAAGAACACUGUUGGCUGGAAGGAGAAGCACACAGAACCCUUCUAAAAGAAUAAUGGUGUAAUUCAGGAAUAAACAUUACAAUUACGUUGACGUUAGCUAAGUCGUCUUCUUCUGAUAGCUCAUGUCUCACACAUACAAGCUAGUGUCUUCUGCGCUUGAGUAAGCUUUUCAUGUACAGUGAAUCCUGCUGUUCAAAAAUUCAUCCAUUCGCUUUUUUUUAUGGAAUCUCACUGAAAAACUCACCUAAUCACAGUCAUCGGUGUAUUUUUUGUUUUGUUUUUUUGGGGGCUUUUCUGUAACGCCCUAAGAUGCCACAAGAGGCCACCAAAGUGCUGGCUAAUAGGAACGUAGUGGUUCAAAAUUCAUGAUUCUACCUAUUUGCAUUUUGGUUUUUUUCAUGCAACCUAACCUCAGCUAUUUGCUGAAAAACUCACUUACUGGCGGGUAUUUGCAUAUUUUGUGCUCUUUCUGUAAUGCCCAGAGAUGCAACAAGAUGAAAAUAGUAAUUGGUGUUUUUACAGCUUACGAAGCUAACAUAGAUGCACACUUCUGGUGCAGUUUUUCAAAAUCAAAUAAUCUGUAAGGCAUUUAUUUUUUAGGGUAAUGAGUUUGGGGUAUAUUUAUAGUUUAAACUAUUAAUACAGGCAAUUAUAAAAAUUUGGGGGCAGCCGUUAAUUACUCGCACAUAUUCGCUAGUGUUGGUUCAUUGUAUCCAAGAUGGUAUGUAGACGUAAGUAUUCAGACACAAUUGAGAUUCACAAACAAUAUUUGUUUUUGCAUAUCCUUGGACAUUUUUCUUUGUUUAUAUUUGACUACCACAUUUUUUUAGAUAUAUUGGGAUAUUUCUGGUUUUUCUGCAGUUUUGAAUGCAGGACGAGUCUGUAGAUUGAUUGAUUACACCUUGGUAAAACUUGUACGUGGCAUGUUUGGACAGUUUCCACUUCUGAGGUACCGGUAAUAAUACGCCUUAACUGCGCUGUGUGUAAAACGCUAAGGUGGAUAAAUACCCGGUCUUUUGUUACGGCUCGAAAUUGGCCGUUAUGCAGGAUUUCUUUGUGAAAUUAAUAUCCAAUCCAUUUGAUGGUAUACCAUGUGCGCUAAAUUGGCAAUUAUACAGGACUUCGGUGUGAAAUAAAUAGUCAAUCCAUUUGGCAAUAUACCAUCUUCGCCGGGUUCUGUGUGAAAGGCAAAGGUGAAUCGUCUUAUCUCGGAUUUUCUGCCAACAGUCCAAUUAGCCAUUUCACUAACAAAACAAAUGGGGGCUUAUUAUGGUCGUCGGCCAGUUUUUUUUUUUUUAUUUGGGGGGGGGUACGUUGGACUGAUGCUGUGCUGCUGUUUUAAAUUGCACAAAGUUUAACGUUCCUUUUGCCAGGUUCUGUGUAAAAGGCACAGCAGGGCAAAUGUAUAAAAAGAUAAACAUGGCUCUGAUUUGGCCAUUUUGCAGUACCUUUGUUUCAAAGCAACAUCCAAUCCAGUUGGCAAAAUCCCGUCUUUGCUGGGUAGUGUGUAAAAAGCAAAGGUGGAUAAACAUCGGCUCUUCUCCGGUUUGGCCAUCAUGCGGGUCUAUGUGUGAAAUCCAUAUUCAAUCAUUGGCAGAAACUCUUCUUUGGUGGGUUCUGUGUAAAAGGCAAAGGCUGACAAAUGCUGUAUCUUCUGUCAUGACCGAUGUGUUAAUUUUGCAGGACCUCCCUGUUAAACAGGCUUUUAUCUCAGGUAAAAUGCUAUCCCAUUGGCACAAGCUAUCUCGACAAGUUACUAUCAAGUCUUUUAAUACAUUUCACUUGCACACAAGAUGCUAACUUGUGUGCUCAGGUUAAAAGAUAUUAUCACCUUUCAGGACCUAUUGGAUUGAAUUUUAAGAUUCCCAUUGUGCAGUGUGAGAGAAGAUAUGACGACCAUGAGAGAUUGACGCUGUUAAGAUAAGUGCCAAAAAAGAGAUGAGAGACAGGGCAAAAAGGAGUUAUGUUACAGUGAGUACAUGGAGUUUGCAAAUUAAGAGUGCUUAAAUAUUCCUUUGGGAAUUACAGAGAGACAAAAAGAUGUCCAGCAUGAGUCCCUCACCUGACUUGGCUUGAGCUUCAGCGUGCCAUUAAUGUAAGCCAGUGUCUAUUUCAAGGGGAAAGUCCACAUUUUAUGUGUCGAUGUAGUUUUUAUAUCAUAUUGUGCACCGAUGAUUAUCAAAUGUAAUUAAUAACAAUAACUGUGUGUGAACAGUACACAAAGAUGGCCCAUGAUACCUCAUCAGCUUCCAACCUUCCAACAAUCCUCCACCAUCUCCUAAGCCUGAAAGAAUCCUCCUGGACCACUCACUUCCUGUCACAUGACAUGUGGAUUUCCUCUCUGGGCUGACGUUCUUCUGUUAAAUGUAAAUAAAGUGGAAGGAAAACCAAUGAAUUCUAAUUAAUGAAAAUGCACUUCUUUGAAAUUGAGUUGAAUUCUUUUUAUGUUUUAUGGCCUCAACUAGUACCC